AUGGAGAACAAUGGCUGCUUCGGCAGAGACCGGGUUUAUCCGGUUUUGUCACCCAACUCCCCUCAACACAACUCCAUCCCCCACAAUGUUGACACCUCUACAAUUUUUCCUGAAAUCCAGUUCACGGACACUGAUGAUGCAUUCCUGCAGCCAGUGGUUGUCACCAUCUGUUUUCCGGGUGUUCUAUCAAGGCAUCUUGUUGAUGGUGGCAUUGCCAUUCAAUUUUCUGUAACUCUAGCAGAAGAAUACAAAUCACUUGCAACCCCAGUUGUUCAAGUGGUCUCCUGGAAUUAUUUCGGGUCAGAGCAGUCACUGCAUUCUGGUGAUACAUGUUUUAUAGACAAUGAUUGCAAAUCCUCGAGCCCCUUUGCGGACAUUCUUGUCAAUUUUCUACCGCUCUCACAUUUAUUCAACCACUUACGGUCACAUCAUUGGUUUUUGCUGUCCAGGCAAAUUCAGGAGUGGCUUGUCACUAUCCCCAAGGAGUCGCAGCACUGGUCGUGGGGUCGAAAUGCAUUUUGGCUCGCAUUCAUUGGUGCCAACCCGUACUUUCCAAAUGGCUCAUGGUCCAAAUGGGACCCAAGAAUUCUGCUGCAAGGUCAGUUUAUUGAGCGGUGGUUGGAAGACUGCUCAGAUGACAAUUAG
Molecule: messenger RNA, 645 nt
Organism: Serpula lacrymans var. lacrymans S7.9
Lineage: Eukaryota; Fungi; Basidiomycota; Agaricomycetes; Boletales; Serpulaceae
Exons: 3
Coding region: 1-645 (214 amino acids)
Source: RefSeq, a predicted model, not a curated record